Molecule: messenger RNA, 3378 nt
Organism: Electrophorus electricus (electric eel)
Lineage: Eukaryota; Metazoa; Chordata; Actinopteri; Gymnotiformes; Gymnotidae
Gene: slc35a2
Product: solute carrier family 35 member 2
Biological process (GO): pyrimidine nucleotide-sugar transmembrane transport
Cellular component (GO): Golgi membrane
Molecular function (GO): pyrimidine nucleotide-sugar transmembrane transporter activity
Source: RefSeq, a predicted model, not a curated record
AACGUCGGCGCUCGCGGCGGAACGCACGGUCUUCUCUCAGGAUUUUCGCCUCCUGAUCGCUACGAAAUGGCGACCUCAGAAACGAUUUAGUCGGUGUUUUGUUUUGGUUUUUUUUUUUUUUUUUUUUUUUUUUUUUAAAUUUACCUCACAGUCAGCCAGGAACACUGACGCUAGUCUGAGACUUGGCUUUAGCUGGCUGGUUUAGCUAGUCAGACGCGAGUGCUGAACCGUAGGGGCUUGGGUAGCUAGCUAGCUGGGCUAAGAGCCGUGCCGGAGCCGUUGGACGUGGAUGUGGACAUGGCAGCGGGAAGCGAAGGUCCCGGCUCAGCGGGCGCUGAAGACAAGACCCCCUCCUGCAGACAAGGACAAGGAGAAGGUGAAGCUAACCGGAGGCUGAAGUACAUCAGCUUGGCUGUCCUAGUGAUCCAGAAUGCCUCACUCAUCCUCAGCAUCCGCUACGUACGCACGCUGCCGGGAGACCACUUCUUCACCACGUCCGCCGUGGUCAUGGCCGAGAUCCUGAAGGUCCUCACCUGCCUCAUCAUCCUCCUGGCUCAGAGGAGAGGAAAUAUCAGGGCCUUUGUGACCUUGCUGUACGACUCUAUAGUGGUCCAGUAUCGGGAUACGCUGAAGUUAUCGGUUCCGUCACUUAUCUACACCUUACAGAACAACCUGCAGUAUGUAGCCAUCUCCAAUUUACCAGCAGCCACUUUCCAGGUGACGUACCAGCUGAAGAUCUUGACCACGGCGCUCUUCUCCGUGCUGAUGCUGCGGAAGAGCCUGUCUCGGGUGCAGUGGCUCUCCCUGCUGCUGCUCUUCACCGGUGUGGCCAUCGUCCAGGUGGAGCAGGACGGCAGCAAGCAGAAGGAGGCAGCGGUGUCGCCCGCAACCCAGAGCUACGUCAAGGGCCUGCUGGCUGUGGUGGUGUCGUGCCUGUCGUCAGGCUUCGCCGGCGUCUACUUCGAGAAGAUCCUGAAGGGCAGCUCGGCGUCAGUGUGGCUCCGCAACGUGCAGUUGGGCAUCUUUGGCACGCUGCUGGGCCUCCUGGGCAUGUGGUGGAACGAUGGAGCCGCCGUGGCCGAGAAGGGCUUCUUGUUCGGCUACACGCCCAUGGUGUGGGGCGUGAUCUUCAACCAGGCGUUCGGCGGCCUCCUGGUGGCCGUGGUGGUGAAGUACGCGGACAACAUCCUCAAAGGCUUCGCCACCUCCUUCUCCAUCAUCGUGUCCACAGUCACGUCCGUCUACCUGUUCGGCUUCCACGUGGACCUGCUGUUUACGCUCGGCGCCGGCCUCGUUAUCGCCGCCGUGUACAUGUACAGCCUGCCGAAGGCUGUGGCCCUGCCCCCCAGCCUUGGCUCCGCCGCUUCUUCCUGCAGCCACGGAGAUUCGAGGAUGGAAGCAUUCCUUCCAAAUAACCCCUCUCCAACGUGUCAUCUUAACUCUCCCCGCUGCUCUGGGCUCGACUUUGGGGCACCUGCUCUCUCCUUCUUGCUGGUGUGAGAAGCUUAUGCAAGCGUGUGCAAGCAUGUGGGGGGCUGUGAGCCGUGGCUGGCUGCAUGUGCCUAGAGGAGGUGGAGAAGUUCUGGUUCAGAAAAGUAAAAGCCCUGCCAGGAUCUGUCGCCUUCACCCGAUUUCACUCAUUUCUUCCUGCCUGGUGGCACGAGCUAACUGGCACAUCCGGGCAAUUCGAAGGAACACCUGGGGAGGACUUUUACUUUUGAAACUCAACUGCCCAUCUGUGGUGCACAGUCAUGGUGAUGGGGCAGAUUACCGAGCUCUGCUAGCUGACUCAGACCCCAUCAAAGGAGGCCAGCUCCGCUCUACCUGAGUUCACUCCCAGCCCUGCUUGUGGGACACCAGGCUCUCAGUUUCACGCAGUCCUGAAAAUCUUACUGAACUGCGUCAGGUGUGUUUGGAACAGCAGUCGUGCAUCUGCAGGACGUGGGUUGUUCGCAUCUCGUAAUGUUGCCUGUCAGACUUUUAAAUGCCUUGCAGCUUUUGUGACCAAUUCUCUAGAAGUAGCCAUUUCAGAAGCGCUGUCGUUACUCUGUGUACGCUGAGAUCGCUUAGACUGAUCUCAGUCUGGUAGGGCAUCUACUCCCCUGCGCCUUAAACACCCUUCUCCUGUUAACACGGAAAGGCUCGCUGCACGCCUGCGUGCACAAGGCAAACAUGUUUAUUAGGAUUCCAAAGAUGCGCAAGUUACUGACAUUCCAUCAGAGCACCUUGCCUAACAGGAAUAUGGGUGUUGUGAGCUAAAUCUGCGUUUUGGGUGGCUUGUUUCAUACGCAGCGUCCCAGUCAGCUCCAGCCCCCAGCAGACCUGGACCAGGCUGCUGCACUGACACUAGGACCUUGGUCGCACCUCCAACAGAGGGCUGUAGGGGGCUCCACGAGACACAUGUUUUGGCGGGCUUCGCUGGCACCUCUUGCAGCUUGACGGGGUGUGCCAUUUACUAGGAGUACUAUGACUGAAGGCGUCAUAAAUUAGUUUACAUAUUUAGUUGACAUAUUCCUACUGAUUGCUUCUAACUUUAUUUAGGAAGUACCCUCUUCUUGCUUUUGUUUAGUGUAGGGUGUUGAGUGCUAAUAUAACAAUCAGGAAGUAAUGUUAUCUGCAGGCAGGUCUCAAUUCUGAGAAACGUGUCAUUCUGAUACUAUCACACGCCCACAUAGUGUUUGCAUCCCAGGGCCAUUUAAUAAGACAGUACUUUGGACUGCCUGAGGGAAGUGGUGUUUACUCUGCACCAACACGCCUGAUUCAGCUAACGCUGGGGUCUGGGAGUCGACUUGGGUGUGUUUGAGUGGAGGGUGUGAUGGGUUGCACAGUGUUCUGGCCCUCCAGGUCUGGAUCUGAGUAAGUGAUCUGAAUCAAUAGAACAGAACCCCAGAGCAGGCUCAGUUGAGCCCCAAUGGUGUUCGUUUGACACUGUGGGAAAUUCAUUUGAAACUCACCCAUAAAUGAAAUGGAAGUGACUUGCUGGAAGGAGAGGAAAGUGGGAAGAGUGAGUGUGAGUGUGAGUGCCGUCUGAAAUACUUCUCGCAUGCCCAUAUAUACAUAUAUAGAAGGUCCUAUAUAGAAGUUUCCUACUUCUCACUUGUAUGGAAGUCAGAAAUUCUUUUUAUUAACUCUAAGGACGAUGAUAAGCUUUUUUUUUCUUUUUUUUUUUUUCUCCUAAGCAUGUGUAAUCUUUAAACUGAAUCCUGGCAAAACUACUACCCUAGGAAACAAUGCAACAAUAUAUAGCAUAAAUGAAUUCUUCAGGUUAUACAGUAUGUCAACAUAGAAUUUCUCAUUUGUUCCAAGAGUCCUAUUUUGUUAUGCAUAAAUGGUGCACCCUUAGUAUGAACUUACUUACCCCUAUUCCAACCAGAUAGC